Messenger RNA from Cokeromyces recurvatus, 986 nucleotides. Its product is annotated as GDSL lipase/esterase. The coding region runs from base 68 to 970 and encodes 300 amino acids. Lineage: Eukaryota; Fungi; Mucoromycota; Mucoromycetes; Mucorales; Mucoraceae. The transcript has 6 exons. Gene Ontology annotation, molecular function: hydrolase activity, acting on ester bonds. The record is from RefSeq and is a predicted model, not a curated record.
UUUUUUUUUUCUUUUUUUUUUUCCUUUUUAUAUAAAUAUAUAUAAACAUAUAUAAACAUUCUAUUUCAUGUCUGUUUUAUUAUUCAUUUUAAAGUUAUGCUUUUUAUUGAUUUUAGUCGAAUGUUAUGUGUUGCCUAGAAGCAAAAGUCAAGAUAGAGUGGCUCAUUUUAAGACCAUCAUUGCUUUUGGAGACUCGUAUACUGAUAAUGAAUCUUUAGCAGGAUUAUAUGCAGAUCCGAAAAGUAAAAUUGAUGAGAGCAGCCUACAUCCUCAAACUACUAAGUUGAUUAGAAGGGCUUCUAAUGGACCUCUAUGGAUUGAAUAUUUAUCAAUGGAUAUGAAUGAUGCAGCACUCUAUGAUUUUGCAAGAUCUGGAGCGGCUGUUAACAAUACUUUAACUCCUCGUCUAACACAAGACAUAAACAGCCAAGUGAAAUAUUAUCUCAAUAGUACUAUUUCAAUAUCAAAGAAUGAUUCUAUUUACUUUUUAUGGUCAGGUGUAAAUGAUAUAAAUGACAUUUUUAUAAAAUAUAAAACAGAUAGUCAAGCACGAAGAAAUAUAUUAGAUGGCGUUAUUAAAUCAAUUACAUUUGGCAUGGAUCAAUUAUAUAAUAUUGCUGGUGCAAAAUAUGUCAUGUUACUUGGUUUAAUUCCUUUAGAAGAAUUACCCUUGUAUCAUAAUGUCACUCAAGAAAUAAGAACAGAAUUAAAAUAUCUUGUAGAUGACUAUAAUUUCCGACUUGCUAAUAUCAUUUCGACAGGACAUUCUUCAGCCUACUUUUUUGAUAUAUAUAAACUCUUUAAAGAAUCAUUUUCUAAAGAACGAUUACAAUUUAAUUCUGAAUUUUACUGUCACUCAGCCAUUCAGUGUGGAGAUUACAUUUGGUGGGAUAAAUUACAUCCUACUACAUAUACUCAUUCUCUAAUUGCGAAAGCUAUUCAUGAUACUCUGCUUCAGUUUGGCUGGUAGCAGUAGCAGCAGCAGC